UUAGAAUAAUUUUUAUUUCUUAUCGUGAUAUUGUAUAUGUAAGUGUAUAUAAAUACAACUAUAAAGAUAUGCCUGUGUGAAGUUUCUAUAAUGCGAAAAAAUAAAGUUGCCAAAAGAGUUGAUGUAUAUAUCGUAUGAAAAAAAAAACAAACGUGUUUUUUCUUCACUGUUAUUUAGACUUAUUGUCAUUUAUUAAAAUACGUUUUAGGAAUAUUAAAAAAGAAAAAGAACAAUAUAUACAAUUUUUUAUCAAAAUAUUCAUAACCUACAAAUACUCAAGUAGUACGUAAAGAAAAUUUUGUGAAGUCAUUUGCUUUACAUACUAUGGUAGUCAUUCAAAUAUAAAAUUCUAAUCUUUUAGCGUUUAAAAAUAAGAAAUUUUUAGAAUUUAGAUUAUAUUUAUAUUAUGUAACGAAUAAAAAAAUCAACACGGUUGUUAUACCUAAAACUAUACUUUAUUACAAUUUGAAAAAAAUAUACUAACGUGAUGCAAACGUGAGGUUAUGAACGGUGCCAUUGACUUUUGUUAUUAAUACAUAGUUUAUUGCAACAUGGAAGAAGAUAGUAAGUAUUUUGUGUACAAGUGAUCAUAAUGAAAUCAACAUAUAUUAUGAAUAAUCCUGAUAUAUUAUACUACAUUGGUACAUUUUUAAUUAAUAUUUUCUCAUUUAUCAAAAUAAGGACUUAUCAAAAGAAAACAACGUGCCAAACGCGAUGGAAAUUUGCAGCAUUUGGCUGAAAUUAUUAAAGAACUUGGAGAUUUAUAUUUCCAAACUGGAAAAUUAGAGGAUGCUUUACAAGAAUAUAUACAACAAUUAGAAAUUUGUCAAAAUUUAAACGACGAGUUAAAUUGCGCAGUUGCGAAUAGAAUGAUCGGUGAAGUACAUACCAGUCUUGGUAACUAUGAAGAAGCAUUGAUACAUCUGAAUGAAUAUCUUGAGGGUGCCAAAAAGGUAAAAAAUUUGUUGGAAGAACAACGUGCUUUUGCUACAUUAGGAAGAACAUAUUUUUGCUUAGCUGAAACGCUAUCUAAAGAAUCUGAUAGAAAAAAUAAUGCUUUAAUUGAUGCUAAAAAGGCAUAUACAAGGAGUAUAUGUCUUUGUCAUGAGAUUAAUACUUGAAGCUCAAAAAGAAUCUGAACAAGCAAUUGAUCUUAUUGAAAAAGCAGCAGUAUUAUGUAAAAAGCAUAAUUUAAAUGAGGAUUUACAUAGAACAAACAUUGCUUUAGCUGCUGUAUAUGAACGUAAAGGAGAAACUACAUUAGCAUUGCAAUAUCUUGAUACUGCUGCUGAUGUAAAUAACGUAUCAUUAAAAGCUGAAGCGCAUCUUACUAAAGCAGAGAUAUUGCUAAAAAUUGGAGAAUGGAGUGAUGCACGUAAAAUACUAGUUUCUUUAUAUUUGACUAAGGGAUUACCACAGAAUAUGAACGAACAAAUUGAGAAAUAUUUAAGAAUUGUGGUAACAAUAUGUAAAACCAAAGAAAAUUUAUUUAUUGAAGAUGAUAUAUCUGUUAAACAAAAGUUAUAUGAAACAUUAGGAGAUGCAACUGUAGCUGUACAUUCUUUUGAAAAAGCAAUCAGUUAUUAUCAAGAAAUGCUAAAAUGUGCAGAAGAUACUGGAAGUGAGAAAAUAGGUGCUGCUUUAGUAAGUUUAGCACAAACUCUGCGUGAUGCAGAUCGUUAUGAUGAAGCAUUACAAUUUGCUGUUAGAGAACUUGAACUAUGUAGUGAUCCACAUGAAAUAUGUAGAUCUGCUCUCUUUUUAGCUGACUUACAAAUAGCUAAUAAAUCUUCUGAUAUCGAAAUUAAAGAAUCUUACAAUUUAGCAUUAUCCACGGUAGAACAAUCUGAAAAUAAGAAGCUUCAAAUAUCUGUUCUGAAAGAAUUCUUACUUUAUCUAAAAAAAACUGAAGAUAAAGAUACUGUAGAAAUGAUCCAAAAAAAAUUAAAUAAUCUGACGAAUCAUCUUAUUGAUGAAGAAAGUGAAAGUGAAAGUGAAGUAGAAAGUGUAAAUAUUGGAGGAGAUAUUUGUUUAGAAGAAUUGUCGGAUAUAGAAAAUGAAUUGCACUCUAAAGAAAAUAUUGAAACAACAAAACGACGUUUUAAGAGAGGUCUUGCAGUGAGGAGAAAUGAAAAAGGAGAAACACAGCUUCAUGUUGCAUGUAUUAAUGGUAAUAUUGCAAAUGUAGAAAAAUUGUUAGCAGCAGGGCAUCCGACGAACGUAAGAGAUCAUUGUGGUUGGACCCCGCUCCAUGAAGCUGCAAAUCAUGAUUACAUAGAAAUAGCUAAAUUGUUGCUUAAAAGUGGAGCAAACGUAAAUGAUCCAGGUGGAUCAUUAUGUGGGGGUAUUACGCCUCUUCAUGACGCCGCAUCAUGCGGGAAUUUAUCUAUGAUGUGCCUAUUAAUGGAAUAUGGUGCAAAUGUUACUCUCAGAACAAAAGAAGGAGAUACAGUAUUAGAUUGUUUAGAAAGUUGGAAGGAUCGUGCUGGCAAUUUAUCAUUAAACCAAGAAAUAGAAUAUGAUAGUAUGUAUCAACAAUUAGUACCUGUGGUACCAACAACUAUAAAAAAAUCUAAAAAACAAUCUCCUACACCUAUAAAUGAUUAUAAAAAAUUAAUAGAUCUUGAAACACAGAAUGAGGAAGUAGAACCUAAGAAGAUAUCUGCUGGAGAAGAUUAUAAGAGAACAAUAGCUAGAUUAAAACAUAGAGAUAGUUUAAUAAGACCAAUCACGAAUUCUAAUGAUAAAUGUAAAAUAUCAAAUCCUCUUCUAGAUACUGAUGAAGAUUUAGUUGAUGAUUGGUUAGAAGAUGAUAUGUACAUAAGUUCUAAAAAAAAAUCUUUCAAUGAUAUUUUCAAUAUAACUAGCAAAAGAAAAUCAAAUAGUUUUAAUGUAGAUAAUGAGACAAAUAAUAUACGUGUAAAACGACAAAAAAUUGAUACAGAUGAUGAAAAAACAGAAGAAGAAGAGGAAGAAGAAAAAGAAAUACAGAAUAUUAUUGCAUUAGAAGACAGUGACAAUAGUAAUGCAAGUAAAGUAACCAGUCCUGCUAACUCGCCUAAACAAUUUAGAAAAAAGAAAAAUAAACAAAUCUCUCUAUUUUCUACUGGUUUUACUAAAAAUUCUAUAUCUCGUACUCCUUCACCUAUUUAUUCAGCUAUUCUGGAUAAUUCAGCUCAACAAAGUAAUAAUGGAAUAUCAACGAAUUUACAGAUUUCUAUAAAAAAUAAAACUUUUUAUUUAAAAUUAGUUAUACUUGAGCAAGAUAGGGGUGAUAUAUUAAAAAUCAUCUUAGAUGAUAUGAAAAAAAAGUUCUGUGAUGAAACUGGCUGUACAGUGGAGCUUGUUUUAAAAACAAUGGAAGGAGAUUCAGUUUCUUCUGAAAAUGUAAUCCAUAUUAUAAAAGGAAAUGAAAAUAUAAAAUAUUUAAAAUGUGAAAUUAUCAAAAUAGAAAUACCAUCUAUUGUAGAGAGGUAUAAAACAAUUUGCAAAAUUAUUCAAAUAGUGCCAGAAGAGACAACAAUAAAAUGUUUAAAAUCGUGCGAGAAUACGUCCGUUUUCCGACUUAAAUCGGAUGAAACGAAGGAAACGGAACUUGAACCUUUACUUAAAGCUCUAGAGUAUCAAAAAAAUUUGCAAGUACUCUAUUUGUCUGGAGGAGUUUUUCUCAAUAAUGGAAAAAUAUUGUCUAAUUGUCUUUCAGAUUUAUCACUUUUGCAAGAAUUAUAUUUGCAACAAUGUGAUAUUGAUCACAAUUGUUUGUCAAGAAUAGAAAAGUUACCAGUUCAAUUAAGAGUACUAGACUUUAGUUAUAAUCCACUCGGACCGAAUUCUCAAGAAACAAUUCACAAACUAAUUGCACCAUUAAAGAACUUACAAACUUUGUCUUUACGACACUGCGAGCUGAAUGAUUUUAAUUUUUCCAUUGAAAGUAAUAACCUUGUAAAUUUGGAUUUGUCAUGGAAUUUUUUAAACGGAGACAGCAAAUGCUAUUCUCUACAAAGACAAUUAGUUAAUUUAAAUUUAUCUAAUACACUGCAUCCAACUCGGAGUUCCUUUAUUACUGACAUCAUUCAGAAUUCCAAAUUUUUUUUUAUGACUUUAGAAUCACUUGAACUUGCUUGUUGUGACAUUACUGAUGAUGAUGUUAAAUCUAUACUCUUACAAGCACCAAAUCUUACAAAAUUAAUACUUAAUGGUAAUUCGAAAGUUUCAUUGAUAUCUGUACAUAUGUUAUUAAAUCAUAGGCCUACACUAACAUAUAUAGAUGUCAGUGGAUGCACAAAUAUUACAGAACCACCUGAUCCAAAUAUAACUAUAAAGAAUCCUGAAAUAUGUACUUUAAUUAUUAAUAUGAUACCUGAUAUAUGUCAAUCUUGGUUAAUUUUAUGGGAAGGAAAAGGUAUUGUACAUAAAUUAUCGCACAAUCUUACAAUUUUUAAACCAUCAUAG
Messenger RNA from Vespula vulgaris, 4452 nucleotides. Its product is annotated as tonsoku-like protein. NCBI's taxonomy places the organism in Eukaryota, Metazoa, Arthropoda, Insecta, Hymenoptera, Vespidae. The record is from RefSeq and is a predicted model, not a curated record. Bases 1066 to 4452 code for a protein of 1128 amino acids. The transcript has 5 exons. Gene Ontology annotation, molecular function: protein binding.